AUGAAGGCAAACAAGGACACUUUCAGCCUCCCCGCGUUGAACCUUCCACGCCCCCAUUCAUUCCAAUUUCUUGAUAUUUUUCUUCGAAACACGAACAAGAACCAAAGGCACAAUAUUUGCAUUGGUGCUGCACGCGAAUUGGACUACCUUCAUACGGGUACUCAACAAAGUUUCAUACACCGAGAUGUGAAGACUACAAACAUUCUGCUUGACGAGAAAUGGGUAGCAAAGAUUUCGGAUUUCGGGUUGUCCAAAGGCACAACAAGCUUUUCAAAAACCUACAUUACCACAGCUGUAAAAGGCACGUUUGGGUUUUUAGAUCCGGAUUAUUUCAGGACUCAGAGGCUAACCAAGAAAUCUGAUGUGUAUACGUAUGGGGUAGUGAUGUUAGAAGUGUUGUGUGGGAGGCCUGUCGUGUAUACAAGCCUUGAGGAGGAGCAAAUCAGUCUGGUCUUUUGGGCUCGGCAUUGCAUUGAAACAGGUAGGCUUUCUCAAAUCAUUGAUACCUCUAUGAGAGGGCAAAUAUCGCCAAAUGCUCUCAAGUGCUUUGUAGAAAUUGCCUACAAAUGUUUACAUGAUCGUCCACAAGAGCGGCCCACAAUGGCUGAAGUGGUGGCAGGCCUCGAGUUUGCAUUGGCUUCACAACACGGGGCAAUAAUAGCUAGAUGA
This is a messenger RNA of Camellia sinensis, 669 nucleotides long. The record is from RefSeq and is a predicted model, not a curated record. Lineage: Eukaryota; Viridiplantae; Streptophyta; Magnoliopsida; Ericales; Theaceae.